This is a messenger RNA of Alternaria rosae, 671 nucleotides long. RefSeq lists its product as uncharacterized. Bases 119 to 583 code for a protein of 154 amino acids. The transcript has 5 exons. The record is from RefSeq and is a predicted model, not a curated record. Lineage: Eukaryota; Fungi; Ascomycota; Dothideomycetes; Pleosporales; Pleosporaceae.
CUCCUCUCUGCUCUCUUUUUCCUUGACCACGCUGCCACUCUCUUAUGCCAUCUACCAGCCCACACAAACCCAACAACCCAAUUCCAUUCCCACUUCACACGAAACAACUGCAAGAGUGAUGCCCCCUAAGAAGAAGGUCGCGGCAGCUGAGGGCGGCGAGGCCGAAGGCGGUGCAUUCCGCUGGACACUUGAAAACGCAAACAAGCUCCUCAUCCUGACCCAAGGCCGCUACCUCACGGGCGAAGACUACGAGCGUCUUGUUAGUGUCUUCCCAGGAACAAACCUCAACGGCGUAAAAAUUAAAGUCUCCCGAUUCCGCGUCGAGCAACGCAAGCUUUUCGACGAAUACGGCUGGACGCUUCCUGAUGGCGGCGCUGUCUUGAAGAAAGGUGCUGUCGAUGGCGCAGAUGGUGAGGAGGAGGACGAGUUGGCUACACCAACCAAGAAACCGCGCGGCAGGAAGCCCAAGGCGAAGAAGGAGGAUGUUGAAGAGGAGUAUAUUUCGUCUGGCGGUGGUGAAAAGCGUGAGAGUGUUGGUGUCAAGGAAGAGGUUCUCGACGAGGAGAUUGAGGACAUGAUCUAGGUCAUGUUUUCUCUUCUUGUCUUUCUUGAGAGACCAAUGGUUCUGCUUUCGUUGCAUAUGCAUUCUGUAUCAGAUAUCAGAAGUCGAA